UUCUUCCUUUCCAAACCGCACACCUGAAAAUUAUCCAAAAAAUCUCCCCCCUCCAAAGCCCUAGCCCCAUGUAAGUAGAGUUUGACGAUUGGGAGUUUGGAGAGCGAAGUUUUUGAGUUUCCCGUUUUUUCUGAAAACAGUGAAAGAAAUAUUGGGCACGUUUUCAUUGAAGAAGAAGACUUGUGUUUUCAUUGAAUCGUGUGGUUUGACGACAGAGAACGUGUGUUGACGCUUAAGAGAUUGAUUUGCUAUCGAUAUCUGGCGGUAUAACGUCGAUUUCCAUUUCCGAGACGUUUUAGUUGAACUUUUACUCUUAUACUCAUCCUCGAUCAUCACCGCGCUGCUCUCAUGUCGCGGCAUGUCCUUUCCCGGACACAACUCCUUCGACAAAAUCAGCCUCUGAGUCACUGUCUCAGCGGGCUGCGAUCUCGAAGUCGUGCUCCGCAGUACACUUUGCUGGUCUCGUGGACAGCAAGAUGCAGCAGCCAGCGCGACUACGGACAGGCUCCGGGGCCCAAAAGCGUGAAUAUAGAUAUCCUUAUGGAAGCAAUGGAUAGCAUGAGUGUGAUACACAAGAGAGCAGAAGACUACGCGAUGGAAAGAAGCAAAGGGGAGAAACGGGACAGCCAUGGGACAUCUAAGCAGAGUCUUGGUAUGAAGAGUAGCGAGCUCUCAGAGAAGGAGAAAGAGCGCCAGGAGCGCGCACAAAUCAAAAAAGAGAAGAAAGAGAAGCAGAAGCAGAACAUAGAAGCAAUCUUGGAGGAGGAGAGCAAGAUGCCGCGUCCGUCCGAGAGCGAAAUCGAUCUGGCGUACGCGAGCAUGUUUCCCGGCGAAUUCGAGCAAAACGCGCGAUACUUGCCGUCGCUCAAUUCCGAAGAUGUCCGGCUGCUCUUGGGUGAACCUGAAAAGGCAGCACCAAAGACACUUCCGUCUGGAUCUACCGUUCCUGCGACAAACGCGGAUCCGACGUCAAGUCAGGUCACAGAUCUGGCAUUUGUGCUUCCGUUGUCGAUAAACGAGCGGUUGGAAGAAGUGGGCGGCGGAAUUUCGCAGUAUCAGAAAGACGGGGCGGUGGAUUGGGAUGCGAUCAUCCAAACGCUGCAAGGAACCAACGUCAAACUCCAGGAUAUACCGCCGGAGGACGUUGAGAGCUUCUUGCGGGAUAUACCGCACGCGUACCGGGCAGACCACGCUAUCGAUUUGAUGAAGCUCUUGGAAGAGAGCAAGAUUGAGUUGAAUACGUAUAUGUACAAUAUGUUUCUCCAGGCCUUUGCGAGCGAAAAGAGGGAGAAGCAGGCUCUGUCUCUUGUUCAGUACAUGCAGAUGAGCAAUGUGGAGCUCGACCACUGGGUAUACUAUAACCUACUCAGCCUCUACUUCAACCUCGACGACUACAAAAAGAUGUCAACCACAGUCGACCAGAUGUUGGAAAAUAACAUCGAUAUGAAUGUCAACCACUACUUCUUGCUUCUGCGAAUGUGCUUCAAGACCGAACGGUUUCGCGAGAUGAACCAAAUGUUUGAUCUCAUGAAGUUCAGAUCGCUGAAAACUCUGCCCGACUCUCGAAUCUACAGUCUUAUGAUUUCCGCCUGUGGCGUGACACGGGACGCCGAGCGCGCGCUCGAUCUCUACGAAGAGAUGACAACACGUCCUAUCGAGCCUCUGGAGACGAACCCGCAUGUUCUCAGGUCAGUUAUAUACGCGUGCACCAAACGCGCAGACUACCGUCAAAAGGGCUGGGAACUAGCUCUCGAGUAUCAGGAGCGGGGGUUCCCGAUCUCCGAGAUCAUGUCGAGCAUGCUUCAGAUGUGUGCGCUCUCGGGUGACUUUGUGCACGCGCGCGUGUUUUUCUUGCGGAUGUGCUCCGAACAGUCGAUGAAGCCCGGCAAGCAGGAGUACGGUUUCCUCAUCCAAUCCUACGCGAACGCGAUCGCCGUCCGAUCUUCGAGAAAGAAAGGCAAGGAAACAGCGUACAGCCUUCAAGGCGAGCUCGGCGAUAAAGUCCGCAGAACGUUCCUCAGCAACAUCACGUUCGACACCCACACCCUUUCGGCCGAUGUCCCGCCUUUCCUGCCGACUCUCCUGCUCACCUUCAAUCAGAUCGUGAGUGAAGUGCCCGCAAUCAUGCUCUUCCUGCAACAGCAUCCACGUCUGAUGAGCCGAAGAACAGUCAGCGCGUACCUGCAGCUCGCAAUCAACAGCAAUCUCCCGUUCCGCUUCAGACGCUGGUUCGCCGAGACAACAGCUCCUCCCAUCGAUCCCUCGGUUUCAGGAGUCCCUGACGCUGCCUACUGCGGUCCAGCUGACCCUGACAGAACUGAUCCCGGAGAUUCUGCCCCGGAUAUCAAAUACCAGCUCUCAAAAGCCGUCGACCCGCGCUUCACCACAAAAGUCACCCGCAACCGCUUCAUCUACGACGCCGCGCUCUCAGGCGCGUACAAAUUCAUCGACAAAAAGAGGCCCAAUCUGGAGUUUGUCAAAGCUCUCUACGCCGAGCGCGAACUGUGGAAGACCACGCCCGACUAUCAAAAGCUCACAGACUCGCAGCGCGAAAGAUUCGAUCUCCGCGCCGCAAGGUUCCUCCUGCAAAGCUACGCAGUCACAGGCCACUACAAAUCGGGCCUCGUGCUCUUGCGCGACACUGUGGACUCCUUGGACUGGACUAUGAGGGAUAUGAAAGUCUUUUACGACCGCGCGCAUCAGACUGACAAUCGCGCAAUCUGCCAGGCUAUUAGGUAUAUUGCUGAAAGAGUCUCCGAACGCAAGGCGAAGCGACAGUCUCCGAACGACUUGGCGCCGUUGUUGUAAAUAGUUUGAUUUAUCGGGCGACAACCGUAUCUACAUCUCUUGGUGGGUUUCAUAGUGUAUAUAUUGCGAUCUUUGGAAGUGCAAUUCGAAAAGAAGUCGAGUCGAGUAUUUUCACGUGUAAAUAUCAAAAAGGGCGUUGGUUAUCUGCAUUUCUUUUGUCUUUCGCAAAUCCCAAAAUCUAGUGGGAUUUCGAAUGCAUCUCUCCGAUAGAUAGUGGCGAUACGAAAGUUU
Messenger RNA from Myxozyma melibiosi, 3039 nucleotides. RefSeq lists its product as uncharacterized. The transcript is spliced from 2 exons. The coding region runs from base 349 to 2808 and encodes 819 amino acids. Gene Ontology annotation, molecular function: protein binding. The record is from RefSeq and is a predicted model, not a curated record. Lineage: Eukaryota; Fungi; Ascomycota; Lipomycetes; Lipomycetales; Lipomycetaceae.